UUUUUUCUUGUUUAAACAUGGAAGUUCCAUUGUCAACUUGGCCAUGGGGCAACUUGGGAAGUUUCAAGUAUUUACUAUAUGGACCUUUGCUUGCAAAAUGGUUAUACUCAAGAUAUCAAGAAGACAAUAUCAAGGAAACAUGGUGUCUACAUAUUCUCAUUAUAUGUUUACUUAGAAGCAGCAUGCAUCAUACCUGGAAUGCUUUCAGUAGCAUGUUGUUCUUGACUCGAAAUAGACGAAUAAACAAGGAUGGUGUUGGUUUUAAGCAAAUUGACAAUGAGUGGGACUGGGAUAAUUUCAUAUUGCUUCAUGGUAUAAUGGGUUCAAUAGUUUUCUACAUGCUUAAAGACCUAAUCAAUAUUCCUUUAUGGGAUUUCAAAGGAUUUUUGGCUGUUGCAAUUCUCCAUAUAGCAAUUUCAGAACCCCUUUAUUAUUUCUUGCAUAAAAAAUUUCAUGGAAGCUAUUUAUUCAACCAUUAUCAUUCACUUCAUCACUCCUCACCUGUACUCCAACCCUUUACAGCUGGACAUGCUACACUUUUGGAACACAUUAUAUUAGCUGCAGUGAUGGGAAUUCCAAUUUUAGGAACUUGUUUGAUGGGAUAUGGAUCAAUAAUUAUGAUAUAUGGUUAUAUAUUGAUCUUUGAUUGCUUAAGAUGUUUGGGACAUAGCAAUUUUGAAAUUAUUCCUCAUCAACUAUUUCAAGCAUUUCCUACUCUUAAAUAUCUCCUUUACACCCCAACGUAUCACAGCUUACACCACACAGAAAUGGGGACCAAUUAUUGCCUCUUUAUGCCACUUUUUGAUGUUUUAGGAAAUACCCUUAACCCAAAAUCAUGGGAAAUGCACACAAAAUUAAGUCUUGAAUCAGGCAAAAAUGGGAGGGUGCCAGAUUUUGUAUUUUUGGCACAUGUAGUGGAUUUAACAUCAGCAAUGCAUGUUCCAUUCCUAUUCAGAUCAUUUGGGUCAAAACCAUUCAGUACAAGGCUCUUCUUGCUUCCUUUAUUGCCCUUUGCUUUUGUAGUUAUGUUGGUUAUGUGGGCAUAUUCCAAGGUCUUUUUGAACUCUUUCUACAACUUAAGGGGUCGAUUGCAUCAAACUUGGGUGGUUCCUCGCUUUGGUUUUCAGUAUUUCCUGCCAUUUGCAGCUGAAGGGAUUAAUAAUCAAAUAGAACAAGCAAUCCUUAGAGCUGAUAGAUUGGGAGUCAAA
Molecule: messenger RNA, 1208 nt
Organism: Nicotiana tabacum (common tobacco)
Lineage: Eukaryota; Viridiplantae; Streptophyta; Magnoliopsida; Solanales; Solanaceae
Source: RefSeq, a predicted model, not a curated record